AUGGCAUCAUCUUCGUCUCUUAGUAGGGUGUUAAAUCUCAGCCCCGAGGAUGGUUCAUUACUGUGGUAUCAGUCUAUUCAUGUUUUAGAGCAUAUUUGGGAUGGUCGUGAACACCCAAUAUUGAGAGUGAGAAGAGGUCAUUUCAUACAUGCUGGCAUGGAGGGAGUACCAGUAGAGAUUAUUCCUCAUUUGACAGUAGCAGGAUUUGCUGGAGUAGCACAGUUGGCUAGUAUUCCUAUUGACCGCCAAUUGAUUACAGCGUUGGUAGAAAGAUGGAGGCCAGAGACCCACACAUUUCACAUGCCCCCUGGAGAGUGUGCUAUUACUCUUCAAGACAUUGCUAUUCAGAUGGGUCUUCGUAUUGAUGGAAGACCAGUUAUUGCCCCUACAGGAGGUGACAGGGCACAAAUUGUUGAAGAUUUAUUGGGAAUUAGACCACCUAAUUCUGCAUUUAUGGGAAGCAGCUUGAAACUUACUUGGUUGGAUGAGCAUUUUUCUCAUGUUGGGUUGCACAACCAAAAUCCCAUUCAGCUAACUCGCUUUGCAAGAGCAUAUAUUUUGAGACUUAUUGGUGGGUUUAUGUUAGCUGAUCAUUCUAGUAGCAGGGUCCCAGUUAGGUACCUUCCUUUACUUGAGGAUUUAGAGAUAACUGGACAAUAUAGUUGGGGAAGUGCAGCGUUAGCCUUCCUAUACAGAGAGUUAUGCAUGUCCACGAAUAUUGAUCGGUCUGGUAUUGGAGGAUUGACUCCACUUGUGAUGCUGUGGGCGUGGGAUAGGUUCCCAUUUCUAUCUCCGGGUGAUCCCCCUUACACACAGAAUGAUCUACCUGUAUUAUAG
Abrus precatorius (Indian licorice) is the source of this 837-nucleotide messenger RNA. RefSeq names its product serine/threonine-protein phosphatase 7 long form homolog. The record is from RefSeq and is a predicted model, not a curated record. NCBI's taxonomy places the organism in Eukaryota, Viridiplantae, Streptophyta, Magnoliopsida, Fabales, Fabaceae. Gene Ontology annotation, biological process: meristem development; meristem maintenance. The transcript has a single exon. The coding region runs from base 1 to 837 and encodes 278 amino acids.